GAAGUGAAGGAGCAGCCGGAAGUAGCCGGAGUCCCAGCCGCCGGGACUGUCUGACAGGUUGACGGGAGUAAGAGCUGCGGCAAGAGCUGGUGACCAUGGAGUUGGGCGAGCUGCUCUACAACAAGUCGGAGUACAUCGAGACGGCGUCUGGGAACAAAGUGAGCCGGCAGUCAGUGUUGUGUGGCAGUCAGAACAUCGUUCUCAAUGGCAAGACCAUUGUGAUGAAUGACUGUAUUAUCCGAGGGGAUCUGGCAAAUGUAAGAGUCGGGCGUCAUUGUGUGGUGAAAAGUCGGAGUGUCAUAAGGCCGCCAUUCAAGAAAUUCAGCAAAGGUGUCGCAUUCUUUCCUUUACAUAUUGGGGACCAUGUCUUUAUUGAGGAAGAUUGUGUGGUCAACGCAGCUCAGAUUGGCUCUUAUGUUCAUGUUGGCAAGAACUGUGUGAUUGGCCGUAGGUGUGUGUUGAAAGAUUGUUGCAAAAUCCUUGACAACACAGUGUUACCCCCAGAAACCGUGGUCCCACCCUUCACUGUCUUCUCAGGCUGCCCAGGACUCUUCUCCGGGGAGCUCCCAGAAUGUACCCAGGAGCUGAUGAUUGAUGUCACUAAAAGCUACUACCAGAAGUUUUUGCCCUUGACACAAGUCUAACAUCUCUGCCUGAUGUCUUGAAUUCACAUGAGCUCUAAGAUGAACUUGGGGACAAAGUAAGCCAGUCAGACGUUCCAAAGGGCUCUUGUGUCUUUGACACCUUCCACCUUUAAAAAAAAAAAAAAAAACGAAUUUCCAGUCGUUCCAGGCUCUGAGGCUUGAAUAACAGAAGGCCUGGGGGCAUUGUCUCCAAAUGAUGUGCUUAUACCUUAUCUAUUAGCCAUUAUUCGUGGAACAGAGGAUCAUCAGUUCACAGCACUCGCCCCCCCACCUUGAACUUGUGGAUGUCUGGAUUCUGCCUGGAACAGGCCUGCACAGUGGGAGUAUGCUGACCUGAGGCGGAGGUUAUGAAGCUGGUGUGCUGCUCGUGGCCAGAAGCUACCACGGUGAACUUGCUCACAGGCUCACAGGCAGUUUUCCUGAUGCCAACAAUUUGGCCAGUUGUACAGCUGCUCAUAAGCUUGAAAAACAAACAUUUUUGUCUUUUCAGAGCCCAAAUUCCUUGGCUACUAAAACUUGAAAGGGAGGUGGUUGGUGUUUCUCUUCUUCCUAACAUGACCGUAGCUGUCAUUUUAACCCAGGGUGACUGAUAGAAGGCUUUUUAGAAUUCUAUUGUAGGGCUGUUGCCUUUCACAAAAAGGGGGUUCUUAACACCCAGGUUUUAUUUUUGCAAAGCUUCACGCUUGAGUCUCCCAGGGGAUGGACUAGCAUGGCAGUCACUCUGCUUCAGGGCACUCGGGUCAGCAUUGUGCACCUUGCUUCGCUGAUACUUGGUUCCUGGCCUCAGCCAUUUCAGCCCACUCAGUGUUCUGCAUAAGCCUCACAAUUCAGAUCAAAAUAUCUGUACUUGGCGCAGUCACAUGAAUAUAAAGGAGCCUUCAAAAUCAUUUUGUGGGCACAGAGCCCCCAGGAGUGAGAUUGCCAGUGAUGUUCUUACUGUCCGCUCUGGGUAACAGUGCAGUCCUUCCUGGUUCUGCUCUUGGUUUAGAAAGAUUUAAAAGAGGAGGAUGAUCUUGUUUAAUGCUCUGGUUCUGCCAUGAUUAGAGUAAAAUAGUUCAGCUUUGAAAGUUAAGAUCUAGCAGGAGCUGUCUUAACUUAAUAGCCUGCCGGGGGUCUUAAAAAAACAGUAACAUGUAAUCAUCUCCCUAGUUCAAUGUAAUACUGCUUUCUGAUCUGUCAUUUUAAAAUGUUUGUACAUUAAAAGAUUGACACAUGAAAUGA
Molecule: messenger RNA, 1865 nt
Organism: Condylura cristata (star-nosed mole)
Lineage: Eukaryota; Metazoa; Chordata; Mammalia; Eulipotyphla; Talpidae
Gene: DCTN5
Product: dynactin 5 (p25)
Exons: 6
Coding region: 96-644 (182 amino acids)
Source: RefSeq, a predicted model, not a curated record